CUACUCUAGCAUAAAUAUUCAAAAAUUUAUGAGCAAACAAAAUAAUUUAUCAUUUUUUUUAUAUAGGAUUUUUUUAAAAUGGUAGGGGAGUGACAGUAACAUCAGGUGCCGUCUACAUUUAAAAUAAAAUAAAGUUUUGAGUACUUUUAUUCACUUGCGAAAAAAAAAAUGGAGGUAGACUAUAGUCAAGAAAACAAUGAGGACGAGUACAUUAGUCGAAAAAUUCGUAAAAAAAGGUAUUUUGAUCAGUUGCAAGGAAUAAUCAAGAAAAAGCAGGCUGUUCCUUCUAAAUCAAUUGAAGCAAGUACUGAUUCUGCGCAACCGUCGGAUCAAACAACAAAACAACCAAUAUCGGAACCCGUUAAUAUAUCAGUUUCUUUAAGAAGUAAUUGUCCGACGCUUCUUGCGACAUCUCAGCGUUUGCGUGCUGAUGCUGAAAAAAACAAGACUGGCACGAAAGAAGAUGAAAUCAAAACUGUUAUUGUAGAAGAGCAGAGGUUACUUGAGCAACUUCAAAGAAGUGUUAAUGCGCCUUUAAUGAGCGUUAAGGAAAGGGCUAAAGGUAUUGUUUAUACCGAGCCAAUCAAAACCUCUUGGCGUCUUCCCCAAAAAUACCGCAAUAUGACUGAUAAAGAAGCUAAAGCUUUUCGAGAACAUUUUUUUAUUGAUGUGAACGGCAAAGAUAUUCCCCCUCCAAUCCGUCACUUUUCAGAGAUGCGUCUUCCAAAAUGCAUUUUAAAGGCUUUGAAAAAAAAAGGAAUUGAACAACCAAGUCAAAUUCAAAUGCAAGGGCUUCCUGCUGCUUUUUUAGGAAGAGACCUUAUUGGAAUUGCAUUUACAGGGAGUGGGAAAACCAUAGUAUUUGUGUUGCCAAUGAUAAUGUUCGCCAUGGAAGCGGAGAUGCGUUGUCCUUUACUUCCUGCAGAAGGUCCGUAUGGUUUAAUUAUAUGUCCGUCUCGUGAGCUAGCAUCACAGACGUGUGCCACAAUUGAGUAUUUCACAAAAGCACUCACUGAGAACGGGUAUUCUAAACUUUAUACUGUUUGUAUGAUAGGAGGCACUAGUGUUACUGAACAGAGUCAAAGUGUACGCAAAGGUGUUCAUAUGGUAGUUGCUACUCCGGGAAGACUGAAUGAUAUGCUAUCCAAAAGAAGGAUGUCUUUAGUACAAUGUAUGUUUCUUAUUCUUGAUGAAGCUGAUAGAUUAAUUGAUUUAGGAUUCGAAGAUGACAUUCGAAAUAUUUUAAGUAAUUUUCAACAUCAACGUCAAACAUUACUUUUCAGUGCCACGAUGCCCAGAAAAAUACAACAAUUUGCUCGAUCAGCUUUAGUAGAACCUAUUAUUGUAAAUGUUGGCAGAGCUGGUGCUGCGAAUCUUGAUGUAGUCCAGGAAGUUGAGUAUGUUAAACAAACAGAGAAACUCCCAUAUCUGCUGGAGUGCUUACAAAAAACUGCACCCCCUGUUGUGGUUUUUUGUGAAAACAAAAAAAGCGUUGACGAUGUUUACGAAUAUUUACUUAUUAAGGGUGUAGAAGCUGUAGCUAUACAUGGUGGACUUUCUCAAGAAGAGAGGCGUGAAGCCAUAACUUUUUUUAGCAAUGGUACUAAGGAUGUUCUUAUAGGUACUGAUGUAGCUUCAAAAGGUCUUGAUUUUCCCGCUAUUCAACAUGUUAUUAACUACGAUAUGCCAAAAGAAAUAGAGAAUUAUGUACAUAGAAUAGGUCGUACAGGUCGUUGCGGAAAAACUGGUGUGGCAACGACGUUCAUAAAUAAAAACCAAGAAGAAACUAUACUAUUAGAUCUAAAGGCUUUACUAACAGAAGCUGGCCAAAAAAUACCUCCUUUCUUAGAAAGUUUAGAUUUUCACAAAUUUCAUUCUACUGAAAUCGGCGGGAUCAAGGGUUGCGCGUUUUGCGGAGGUCUUGGUCAUCGUAUUACAGAUUGUCCUAAACUCGAUAGUCAGAAAAAUAAGCAAAGUGCCAUUAACGGGAAGGAUUAUUUAACUACGGGUAGUCGUUACACUGGGAUUUCCGCAUAUAGUGGGGAUUGGUAGAAAAACUGGAAACAACGAAAUUUUUUUUUGUGGUUUUUCGGUCACUUCUAAUGCGGUAAAAUUGUCAAUACAUUCUCGUUUAAUUAUUAAUGUAGCUACACAAAGGGAAACUUAAAAAAUUUUCCAUUAAUUAGCCUUAUUAGGGUAGGUAAUUUUGAAAUAUCUUAUUCAAGAUACCAAUACUAUGAAAUGCUACUUUUUUCCAAUAUACAUUCAAAUGUUAUCGAGAUCUUUUUCCACAUUAAAUAGUCUUUUGGUAUUAAAGACUUUAAAUGUGAAGUUAAUUACGUCAUUUUAACUUUUUGAAUAGUUUUGUUUAUGUUCUGGAAUCCAUAGUUCCGUAAUGUUUGCUGUUUAGUUAAAUUUUCAAAAUAUACUUCAAAUU
Messenger RNA from Hylaeus volcanicus, 2437 nucleotides. RefSeq lists its product as uncharacterized. Gene Ontology annotation, cellular component: spliceosomal complex. Gene Ontology annotation, molecular function: RNA helicase activity; ATP binding; RNA binding. The transcript is spliced from 6 exons. Lineage: Eukaryota; Metazoa; Arthropoda; Insecta; Hymenoptera; Colletidae. Gene Ontology annotation, biological process: mRNA splicing, via spliceosome. Bases 169 to 2052 code for a protein of 627 amino acids. The record is from RefSeq and is a predicted model, not a curated record.